AUGGUUGCCCCGCGUCAUGAUCCGAAGACGCGAUGCAUCUUCAGCCCCUUUGGUCACAAUCGCCAGAAACAGCGCAGCAGCAUGUACGGCGACGCGGCGAACAAGCUGGUGACGAACGCCAAACGCGCCGAGGCCCUGCCGACCAUCCCUCCGUAUUCGACAGAUCUUGUGCGGACGAUCCUGCGCGAGAUUCAGCACCUCGACGCGUCGGUGUCGAGCGUUCUCGCUUCGUACGGAGGCUCGUUCAACCCUCAGUCCGACCCAGCCACGGCCACGCGGCUGCUGGUCGAGUACAUGUGCAUGCGCCGUGACAAGCGGUGUCUGCUCGCCUACCACCGCGCACGCUGCGUCAAAAUCGAGGAGGAGAUAUGGGCGGGCAAGGACGUCCUCGGCGGGGGGAACGGCGGCGUGGACGGCAACGAGGGAGGCUUGAGUCCCGAGGAGGAAGAGUAUGCUCGACAGUACACCGAGCUGCUCGCGGCCUACAAAGGCAAGUGGACGGACAUUGACUUGACCGGCAGCCUGGAACCGCCCAAGGACCUGUUCGUCGACGUCAGAGUCCUUAAGGACGCGGGCGAGAUUCAGACCGAGUACGGGGCCAUAACGCUGUCGAAAAAUUCACAGUUCUACGUGCGUCAAGGGGACGUCGAGCGGCUGAUACAACAGGGCUAUUUGCAAAAGCUGAGCUGA
This is a messenger RNA of Verruconis gallopava, 690 nucleotides long. RefSeq names its product DNA replication complex GINS protein PSF1. Gene Ontology annotation, biological process: DNA replication; DNA strand elongation involved in mitotic DNA replication. Bases 1 to 690 code for a protein of 229 amino acids. The record is from RefSeq and is a predicted model, not a curated record. NCBI's taxonomy places the organism in Eukaryota, Fungi, Ascomycota, Dothideomycetes, Venturiales, Sympoventuriaceae. Gene Ontology annotation, cellular component: GINS complex. The transcript is spliced from 3 exons.